Molecule: messenger RNA, 2887 nt
Organism: Oncorhynchus mykiss (rainbow trout)
Lineage: Eukaryota; Metazoa; Chordata; Actinopteri; Salmoniformes; Salmonidae
Product: guanine nucleotide-exchange factor SEC12
Biological process (GO): endoplasmic reticulum to Golgi vesicle-mediated transport
Cellular component (GO): endoplasmic reticulum membrane
Molecular function (GO): guanyl-nucleotide exchange factor activity; protein binding
Source: RefSeq, a predicted model, not a curated record
AAAUUGACAGCGUACGUACAGGGGCGUCUUUAAUGACGUGAUCGCUCAGGUUGCACGCUGCUGACGUGUUUGUAGGGAAGUAGCAAGCUGGCUACCUAGCUAGCAACUUGAGCGUUAUUUUCAUUAGACGUGUGCAGCCAGUGACAGCUCAUCAUGGGAAUAAUAGCCAACGAAUUGAAAUAAUUGGCGUCAGGAGAGUAAUCGGAGUAGAGUACACAGACAAGGAAUUUGCCGUGAAGUGGAUUGAUUCCUUCAAGGGCCAUGGGCAAAUGGAGGAUGCCAGACCUGUAUAGGGCCCCCUUCCCCCUCUACACAAUCAAAGUCGACCCCAAAACAGGAUGGGUGAUCACUGCAGGAGGGGGAGGUGCUUCCAAAACGGGCAUAAAGAAUGCAGUGCACUUCCUGGGUUUGGAGUUGGUAGGAGACCAGCACUGUGCCACCCUGGUGCACUCUCAUGACACAGACACGCGUGCCACCAUGAACCUGGCAAUAGGCGGGGAUGUGAUCGCCGCAGGGCAGGACGGCAGAUGCAGCCUCAUGCGCUUCAGACAACGCCAGACCAGGGGCAAGGCCGCAGCCAAGGACGCAGGGGGUGGCAGUGAGCAGGGCGCAGCAAGGAGACGAGCUGGGAAAGGGGGUAAGGGUAGUGAGGGAGCUGCUGCUGCUAGGGGCAAUGUGUCCGAGAUGAAGGAUAACACCACCCAGAUCUCUGUUGACACGUUUGGGGAGGUGCAGUCGGACCUCAACCCCCAGGACCCCCUCCAGAAGUGUGUGAGGUUCAGUCCCGAUCUCAGCCUCCUACUGACUGGCGGAACAGACGGACACAUCAGAGUGUGGGAAUACCCCUCCUUAAAAGAGAAGUUGGACUUCAAAGCCCAUGAGGGGGAAAUUGAAGACUUGGACAUCAGUCCGAAUAACAAGCACCUUGUGACGGUGGGCCGGGACUUUGCCUGCAGUAUAUGGAGUGGCAACCAGCUGGCCAUGAGCCUCUGUUGGCAUGAGAAGAUGCCUCAGAUAGCAGCAAAGUCAUACCGUUAUAUGGCUUGCAGGUUUGGAAAAGUCGAGGACCAGAAAGACACCCUGAGGCUCUACACCGUCCAGAUCCCCCACAAACGAGACAGAAAACCUCCACAAUGCUACCUCUCUAAAUGGGACGGCCAGAACUUCCUACCCAUGCUGACGAACCCCUGCGGCACUGAGGUCAUCUCCACCCUGGCUGUCAGUGACUCUGGAACCUUUCUUGGCCUUGGGACAGUGACGGGAUCAGUAGCAAUCUAUAUCGCCUUUUCACUACAGAAGUUGUACUAUGUGCAGGAGUCCCACGGCAUUGUGGUGACGGAUCUGGCCUUCCUGCCCGACACUCCCAAAGGCCAGAGCCUCAAAGGGAACAACGAGGCAGCCAUGUUGAGUGUGGCUGUGGACUGCCGCUGUCAGAUGCACACUGUGCGCAACCGAAGAUCCUUCCCUAUCUGGCUGGUGCUGUUCUUCUGUGGCCUCAUGGUGGUGGGAGCUGUCCUGCUCCUGCAGCACCUCUUCCCAGGAUUCAUUUAGACAUUGACAGGGAGUUAAGGAGAAGGAAAGAAUCAGACUGCCCUACAACCACUACUAGCCCUACAAUCUUCAACAACAACCUCAGAGGAACCCACCCUGACACCACUCAAUCCUGGAACACGCAUCAAUCUCCUACCUAUAGCCAUCGUACCACACUUAACCAAACCGUGGAACAUUUUAACCACACUUGCCCAACCCUGGACUACAUUUACUAUAGCCAUUUACUCCCUCUUAACCCAGCAAGAUUCCCUGCAUCAAUUACUAUACCCGUAACCAAUAUUUGUAUCCCCCAUCCUUCCCUGUCACCCCUUGUCCUGAUUCAGGACUACCCCCCAGUGAACCAUCUGUGCUCCUUCCACCCCCAAUUCUUUGAGACACAAGAUUUCUUUUUUUCUUGAUCUGUAUCAAUCUUCUUUUUGCUUUUAUACCAUGGUGGGGAGUUAAGGGCUCAACUUCAGAUCUAUAUCAUCAAAUCAAAUCAAAUUUUAUUUAUCAUCAUGAAUGUGCAAGGGGUUGGGCCUUUGUUAUCGUAGCUAUUUAAGAAAUAAUUUAAAAUUAUAAAUAUACUUAAAUCAUUGCUCUUCUGUCAGUUUCCAUCUGUCCUGUGCAUACAUAAACACACAUACCAGUUUCCAGUGAGGCCUGUGUUUCCUGCUUUGUCCACUAGUUGGCAUCAUUGACCAAAUGUCUAUCUAAUGUUGUUCAUCCCAGACUGGGAAGCAGGCCAGGCAACAGGGCAUCAUGACCUUCAGGAAAAACUAAAUCAAUUAGGUUGGUGGACUCCCCUUUAGCUCCAUUUCCAAUGUUGAAAGACCUGCCGUUUUUGAGUUCUGCUCUGAAGGCACCUGUAUAGGAUCUCUAAUCGUCUCCUUUCAGGCCUAUUUCGACAUUAAACCAGAUUGACAGAUGGAAGGGUGGUCUUUUUUUCUGCUCCACACAGCUCCGUAGAUGUGUUUGUGUACAACCAUUCAGUCUGGGCCCAGGGCUUGCUCUGAUUCGUCAGAGCUGGACCGACUGAUUCAUGUUAAUGGUCUAGUCACUCACGUGACAUUUUAACACAAGUUAGCUAAGAUAGAAGAACGAGAUAAUGAUCCUAAAUAAAAUAUGAGGCAGGCUAUGAUCCAGUGUAUGUGAUGGUUUUCUGUGUCUUGCAGAGUAUACAUACUGUAUAUCAGCAUUGUAUGGUCUUUUGUAGCAUGGAAUUCAAGAUUCUUGCACGUUCUCGACCAAAGCACCAUGGAGAGUGCUUGGUUUGUUUCAAAUGGCCGACUAACACUAUCAUCAAGCUGUAUAGUUCAUCUGUGUUUGUUUCAACCAAUUAAACACUUUAUUGGAA